This is a messenger RNA of Knipowitschia caucasica, 1485 nucleotides long. The record is from the annotation of a GenBank genome assembly. Lineage: Eukaryota; Metazoa; Chordata; Actinopteri; Gobiiformes; Gobiidae.
AUGGGAGGCGUGGCCCUGGACGUGGGGGGCCCGGCGGUGAAGGCCCCUGACGGAGGCUGGGGCUGGGCUGUGCUCCUGGGCUGCUUCGUCAUCACAGGCUUCUCCUACGCUUUCCCCAAAGCCGUCAGCGUCUUCUUCAAAGAACUCAUCCGAGAGUUUGGCGUCGGCUACAGCGACACGGCCUGGAUCUCCUCCAUCCUGCUCGCCAUGCUCUACGGGACAGGUCCCGUGUGCAGUGUCCUGGUGAAUCGUUUUGGUUGUCGUCCGGUGAUGAUGGUGGGAGGAGUCUUGGCGUCUCUGGGGAUGAUCUUGGCGUCUUUUGCCACCAGCAUCAUCCACAUCUACUUGUGCACCGGCGUCCUCACAGGUCUGGGCCUGGCCCUGAACUUCCAGCCCUCCCUCAUCAUGUUGAACCGUUACUUCAGUGAGAAGCGUCCUUUGGCCAACGGUCUGUCUGCGGCGGGCAGCCCCGUGGCCCUGUGCUGCCUGUCUCCUCUGGGGCAGGUGCUGCAGUACCAGUACGGCUGGAGGGGGGGCUUCCUGAUCCUGGGGGGGCUCCUGCUGAACUGCUGUGUGUGUGCGGCCGUCAUGAGGCCCCUGCUGCCGCCUCGGAGCUCACAGAAGGACCAAGAGGCUGCAGCUAAGGAAGAGGACGCAGUGAAGAAGCCCAAAGCCAAACUGUUGGACUUCUCUGUGUUCAAGGACCGAGGCUUCGUCAUCUACACAGUGGCCGCCUCCGUCAUGGUGCUCGGUCUGUUCGUCCCGCCGGUCUUCGUGGUGAGUUAUGCGAAGGAGCUGGGCUACGAGGACACGAAGUCGGCGCUGCUGCUGACCAUCCUGGGCUUCGUCGACAUGUUCGCGAGGCCGACCUGCGGCGUCAUCGCGGGACUCAAGUGGGUUCGUCCUCGCUGCGUUUAUCUGUUCAGCUUCGCCAUGCUCUUCAACGGCGUCACGGACCUGGUGGGGUCUCAGGCCUCGGACUACCCGACCCUGGUGGUCUUCUGUAUCUUCUUCGGCGUGUCCUAUGGGAUGGUGGGAGCGCUGCAGUUCGAGGUUCUCAUGACCAUCGUGGGGACAGAGAAGUUCUCGUCCGCCAUCGGUCUGGUCCUGCUGAUGGAGGCCUUCGCGGUCCUCAUCGGGCCCCCAGGAGCAGGGCGCCUUCUGGACUACACAAAGAAGUACAUGUUCGUGUUCCUGCUGGCGGGCUGCGAGGUCUGUGUGUCCGCCAUCGUCCUCUUCACCUGCAACCUCCUCUUCAUCAGAACCAAAGCAUCAGCAGCACAGGAGCAGGAGGAGGUGCAGGAGGAGGCGCAGAGGAGCCCAGAGACCAUGGCCAUGACCGCAGACUACCAGCAGGGCGACGCUCUGGAGCUGGAGAAGCUGCGACCCGACAGUACGACCGUGGACUCACAGGAAGUGGAGAGGUUCCUCAAAGAACCAGAAAGUAAAGGGGCCUUGUCCCCGAGUCCAGAGACCUGUCUGUAG